AAAAAAUGGUUAAAUAAAGUUUCUUCAUACACCGGAAGGUGAAGAACACAGAGACAAUUAUUUUAUGACAAGGCAUACAGUCACUGAUGUUACACUAUUACCAGCCACUCAACAAGCGUACUUAGGGGAGCGCAAUUCUGUCGCCUGGGAAAUGUUCCUGUACAUUAUUGGACUGGUGGCUUUUUGGUUUGUGUUCCGCUGGUACAGGGAACUCGCAAGAGUACCCAAUAAAGGAGAGAAAUAUGUCUACAUCACUGGCUGUGACUCUGGGUUCGGGAACCUUCUGGCCAGACACCUGGACAAGCUGGGCUUCUGUGUGAUCGCAGCCUGCUACACUGAGAAGGGGGAGGAUGAGCUGAAGAAGGUCUCUUCUGAACGAUUGAACACAGUCCACCUGGAUGUCAUCAGCACUGACAGUGUCAACAAAGCAACAGCAUUCAUCAAAACCUUGGUUGGGGAGAAGGGUCUGUGGGCUGUGGUGAACAAUGCUGGAGUCUCUGUACCAUCAGGUCCCUGUGACUGGAUGACCGUCGACGACUACAAGUCCAUGUUGGAUGUUAACCUUAUUGGAGUCAUUGGUGUGACUCUGAGUGUCCUGCCCCUCAUCAAGAAGGCCAGGGGCAGGGUGGUGAAUGUGGCCAGCGUGUUUGGGAGGAUAAGUGCCUUUGGGGGUCCCUACUGUGUGUCAAAAUAUGGAGUGGAGGCUUUCAAUGACAGUCUACGGAUGAACAUGUCAGCGUUUGGAGUUAAAGUCCUGUGCCUUGAACCAGGAUUUUUCAAAACAAGUGUGACUGAUCUAAAUCUCCUGAGAAAGAAUGUAAAGACAUUGUGGGAUAAUCUGUCUGAAGAAAUCAAAGAUCAAUAUGGACAUGAUUACCCAGAGAGAGCAAAUGUGACAUUGGAGAAGAACGUUGCGACGUUGCUGGAUGGGGACCUGAUGAAGGUUGUGAGCUGCAUGGAGCACGCCAUCUCUGCUGUCCACCCUCGUACUCGCUACUCACCUGGCUGGGAUGCCAAGUUCUUAUGGUUGCCAAUGUCCUACCUGCCAACUUGGAUCGCUGACAAAAUGCUCUUAAAAGAUAUGGCCAAACCAACAGGAUCUAUUCUUUAAUGUUAAUGGUUGUCUGACCAAAAGUAAGAACAAGUCUUUAUUUACACCCAUGGGACAGCAAGAAAUUCAAUUUUUGUCCAAUGAGAAAAAAGUAUUGCAUUUGAUUCAACCAAUGAAUGAAUGAAAAAUGAACAAACUUUAACAAGAGUUGAGAUUUGCGUUUUGUCUCAUCACAUUUUGUAUUUGUAUGGUGUUUCACUGGUCUGAUAAUAAAAUUGAAUGGAAAGAG
Molecule: messenger RNA, 1340 nt
Organism: Oncorhynchus gorbuscha (pink salmon)
Lineage: Eukaryota; Metazoa; Chordata; Actinopteri; Salmoniformes; Salmonidae
Gene: dhrs9
Product: dehydrogenase/reductase (SDR family) member 9
Exons: 5
Coding region: 65-1111 (348 amino acids)
Molecular function (GO): oxidoreductase activity
Source: RefSeq, a predicted model, not a curated record